CCAACCAAUCGCCGCGAAUUGCUUAACGAGUUCUCCGAAGCCAUGCCUCGCUUCGGAGGCCCCUCUUCUCGUCUCCCAGCUCCAUAUGAUCAGAUUUUACAGGAUUACCAGCGCCUUGUUCGCAAUAGACGUCCGCGCAAUAAAGUCCAAAGGCCGCCGAAAAAAUAUCGUUAG
This is a messenger RNA of Protopolystoma xenopodis, 174 nucleotides long. The record is from the annotation of a GenBank genome assembly. NCBI's taxonomy places the organism in Eukaryota, Metazoa, Platyhelminthes, Monogenea, Polystomatidea, Polystomatidae.